AUGAUGAUGAACACUAGUGUGACGAGUGUAAAAUAUUUUUUCAUCCUUGGAUUCCCUGGACUUCUGCCAGAGUAUUACGGGCCUGUCUCAGCUCUGCUUUUUCUGCUUUACUUGGCUAUAGCUGCAGGAAAUAUUUUUAUUUUAGUGUUUGUCAGAUCUGAACGGUCUCUUCACAAACCAACGUAUGAUAUUUUCUGUCAUUUGGCAUUAAGUGAUUUCAUGUUUGGGACUGUAACUCUACCAAAGAUCAUAUCAAAAUACUGGUUUAAUGACAGCAUUAUUUCAUUUUACAGCUGUUUUGCACAAAUGUACUUUGUUCACUUUUUAGGUGCGGCUCAUUCUUUCAUUCUAAUGGUGAUGGCUCUUGAUCGGUUUACUGCAAUCUGUGCUCCGCUGCGUUACACCUCACUUUUCACCAAUAACACAGUUUCUGUGCUGUGUGGAGUCUCAUGGCUUCUACCAAUGUCUUUUAUGUUUGGUGUUGUUUUUGAUGCUUUGAGACUUCCGUUUUGUAACUUAAAUAUAAUUGUUCAGUGCUACUGUGAUCAAAUGUCAAUAAUAAGCCUUGGAUGUGAUGAUAUAAGUACUUCUAUGCUCCUGGGAUUGGUUCUUUCCAUGUUGAGUUUGUUAUUACCUCUGGGUUUUAUCAUUGUAUCUUAUUUUGUUAUUAUUGUUGUAGUUUUAAGAAUCUCUUCCCCCGAAAGUCGUGUUAGGGCUCUGUCCACCUGCACACCACAACUUAUCAUCACAUGUGUGUACUAUUUACCAAGAUGUUUUAUGUACUUGGCAAAUUUUGUAGGUUAUACUUUCAGUUCCUCAGUUCGAAUUGUUGUUAUAAUGUUGUACAGUAUUUUACCAGCUGCUGUUAACCCAUUGAUCUACUGUUUGAAAACAAAAGAUAUWAAGGAMAACUUACAAUUGAAGCUACAGCWAAGAAAAAUUGAUAUUACCACAAAAUCUGGUUAA
Austrofundulus limnaeus is the source of this 966-nucleotide messenger RNA. RefSeq names its product olfactory receptor 52Z1-like. Gene Ontology annotation, molecular function: G protein-coupled receptor activity; olfactory receptor activity. The transcript has a single exon. Lineage: Eukaryota; Metazoa; Chordata; Actinopteri; Cyprinodontiformes; Rivulidae. Gene Ontology annotation, biological process: G protein-coupled receptor signaling pathway. Gene Ontology annotation, cellular component: plasma membrane. The record is from RefSeq and is a predicted model, not a curated record. The coding region runs from base 1 to 966 and encodes 321 amino acids.